CCAUUGUUUCUUUAGCGAUACCUAACCCCGCACUCCAAGAACGAACUACUUCAUGUGCUCUUAUACGCUGUUCUGCCGGUUUUCAAUGCGUUGAUGACGAAUGCGGUAAUGGAAGUUGUGUUCCAAAUGUAAAACUUACUGCACGUGGGGAGGAAAAAAAAUGCAUUCUUAAAGGUUGCAGGUUGAGAGUGGAUGAAAGAAGGCGAAUAGGUAAAAGACAAAGUAGUGAGGAAGCGGAAUCACAAUAUCACUAG
Ambispora gerdemannii is the source of this 254-nucleotide messenger RNA. The record is from the annotation of a GenBank genome assembly. NCBI's taxonomy places the organism in Eukaryota, Fungi, Glomeromycota, Glomeromycetes, Archaeosporales, Ambisporaceae.